Molecule: messenger RNA, 1752 nt
Organism: Malassezia japonica
Lineage: Eukaryota; Fungi; Basidiomycota; Malasseziomycetes; Malasseziales; Malasseziaceae
Exons: 2
Coding region: 1-1752 (583 amino acids)
Biological process (GO): proton export across plasma membrane; sodium ion export across plasma membrane; regulation of membrane potential
Cellular component (GO): plasma membrane
Molecular function (GO): sodium:proton antiporter activity
Source: RefSeq, a predicted model, not a curated record
AUGUUAGAAAUCAUCGAAACGGAGCUCACGCAAAUCUCCAAAGGAUUUGCGAUCAUGGGCGGAUUCAUUGUAAUUUACGGCCUCGUUAGCUAUAUGGUAAAAGAGCGCUUGUACCUCUCGGAGCCUUUGCUCGCCAUGACACUAGGCAUUAUUGUCGGGCCUCAUGUCCUGAACUGGGUCAACCCGUUCGAGUGGGGCGACACCGAGACGUACCAUGAAGUUACGUAUCAGCUUGCGCGCAUCGUCGUUGGCGUGCAAGUCCUCUUCACUGGCAUCCUCCUUCCCGACAAGUAUCUCUGGAAGCAGUGGAAGAGUCUCUCGGUCCUGCUAAUUCUGAUCAUGACCACCGCCUGGUUCGUCACUGCGCUCUUUGUGUGGGCCAUGGUCGACGGGCUGACGUUCCUGGAAGCGCUGUGCAUUUCGUCGGCCGUGACGCCGACGGACCCGGUGCUGGCCAACUCGAUUACGUCGGGUCGCUUUGCCGAGGAGCACGUCGAAGAGCGCGUGCGUCACAUUAUUCUGGCAGAGAGCGGCGCAAACGAUGGCCUGGGCUUUCCGUUUUUGUUCCUCGCUGUGUUUCUCCUGGCGCGCACGCAUGCCGACUACGGCACAUCGAUUGGCGAGGAGGUCGGGCGCUGGAUCUACAGCGUGCUCAUCUACCAGAUCCUUCUUUCGUGCGUAUAUGGCGCGGUGAUGGGCUACGUCGCACGCAAGACGCUGCGUUGGGCGGCCGAGCACAAGCUGAUCGACAUGUCGAACUUCUUCAGCUACGGCUUUGGCCUCGCCAUCUUUACGCUCGGCACGGCGGGCCUGUUUGGCACCGACGAUAUCCUCGCCUGCUUUGUGGCCGGCAACUCGUUUACGUGGGACGACUGGUUCCGCCUGCGCCAGGAAGAGAGCGACUUUCAGGAGAUUAUCGACAUGCUGUUUAAUACGGCCAUCUUUAUCUACAUCGGCAUGAUCAUCCCCUGGAAGGACUACAGCGAUGCGAUGAUCGGUCUGAGCGGCUGGCGCAUCGUCGUCCUCGGCAUCCUCGUGAUCCUCUUCCGCCGCCCACCCUGGGUCGUGCUUUUCUACAAAAUCAUCCCCGCGCUGCACCACUGGAAAGAGGCCGUGUUCGCCGGCUGGUUCGGCCCGAUCGGCGUCGGCGCGGUGUACUACAUCGAGGUGGCCAUCCGCAAGGUGCCCGACGACGGCACACGCGAGCACCUACGCCGCGUCGUAAACCCGGUCGUGCUCUUUUGCGUCUUUUCGUCGAUUGUCACGCACGGCUUCACCGUCCCAAUCGUCUACUUUGGGCCCGGCGUCGUGCGUCACACGCGCACGCUCACGCGCGCCUCGACGACGGUCAGCCCAAGCCCCAAGCGCUCGUGGAAGGAAUUCUUUUCGCACUACUUUGACGAAAAGGAGCCCGUGGACGAGGAGGCGGACGCCGCACCCGACGCAAGCAACGCCCACAAGCCCGGUGGUAUCAGUGCGCCGACCGACGCUCGGCUCCACGACCACUACAUCCCGGAGCACGAGCCGUUUUCGCGCGCACGGGGCAACGAGCUGCCGCCCGACAUCGCGGCGCACCCGCACGUGAAGCAGGUCCCGCUCCAGCUCGAUUCCGACUCUGCGUAUGGCGCCCACGCCGCGCCGACCACAGCUGAUGCGUCCGACGACCUGCCGAAGCCCGCGCCGGCGCUCCUACGCGCCAGCCCCGCGCCGGAAUUUGCGCCGACCCCGGGCAAAACACCGCCCGCUGCAUAG